AUGACAGAAGCACUCCUGGGAACCACAGCUGAGUACAUUUAUGAUGAACAAGCCUUCUCCUGCAACAAGACUGACAUCCAAGAGUUUGGAAAAAUAUUUCUGCCGAUAUUUUACCUCGUGGUGUUUGCUCUUGGCCUCACGGGGAACCUCACGGUGGUUUUGGCCAUCCUGAAAGCAGGCAGCAAGAAAAGCAUCACUGACAUCUAUCUCCUGAACCUGGCUGUCUCAGACCUUCUCUUCGUGGUCUCCCUCCCCUUCUGGGCCUCCAGCACAGUCCGGGGGUGGACCCUGGGGACCAUUCCAUGCACGGCUGUUUCUUCCCUGUAUUACAUUGGGUUUUUUGGGGGCAUGUUCUUCAUCACCAUCAUCAGUGUCGACAGGUACUUGGCCAUCGUCCAGGCAACGUAUUCCCUGAAAUCCAGGACAAUGAAAUGUGGUUUUCUCAUCACCUGUGGAGUGUGGGCUGCAGCAGUUUUAGUUUCAGUGCCCCAUUUCAUGUUCUCCCAGCUGGUGGAGGACGACUGCACAUCUGUCUUCCCCCAGGAGCUGGAGAACAUCUGGCCUGUGUUCUGCAACGUGGAGCUGAACACCAUUGGCUUUUUCAUCCCAGUCUGUAUCAUCUCCUACUGCUACUGCGGGAUCAUCAAAACUCUGCUGGCCUGCAAGAACCAGAAGAAGACACGAGCCAUGAAGCUGAUCGUGGUUGUGGUAGUUGUGUUUUUCCUCUUUUGGUCCCCCUACAACGUCGUGAUUUUUCUAGAGACUUUAAAGCACUGUGAGUUAUUCACAAGCUGCAGCCAGAUGAGGUCCCUGGACUACGCCAUGCACCUGACCGAAACCGUCGCCUUCAGCCACUGUUGUCUCAAUCCUCUCAUCUAUGCCUUUGCUGGGGAAAAAUUCAGGAAGUACCUUUAUCACCUCUGCUUGAAGUACUGCCCGUUCCUCUGCUUCUGUGGUCCCUGCAGCCGCUACCAGGUCACCUCCUCAGCCAGCUAUGCAGAAACCAUCCUGAACAGCAACGUAACCCUCAACACCAGCGACCAGGAGGCCUCUGUCUUUGUCUAG
Merops nubicus (carmine bee-eater) is the source of this 1065-nucleotide messenger RNA. It is a transcript of the gene CX3CR1, whose product is annotated as chemokine (C-X3-C motif) receptor 1. Gene Ontology annotation, molecular function: chemokine receptor activity. The record is from RefSeq and is a predicted model, not a curated record. Bases 1 to 1065 code for a protein of 354 amino acids. Gene Ontology annotation, biological process: G protein-coupled receptor signaling pathway; chemotaxis; immune response. Gene Ontology annotation, cellular component: membrane. Lineage: Eukaryota; Metazoa; Chordata; Aves; Coraciiformes; Meropidae. The transcript has a single exon.